Molecule: messenger RNA, 1883 nt
Organism: Hypanus sabinus (Atlantic stingray)
Lineage: Eukaryota; Metazoa; Chordata; Chondrichthyes; Myliobatiformes; Dasyatidae
Product: chemokine-like protein TAFA-5
Exons: 4
Coding region: 369-749 (126 amino acids)
Source: RefSeq, a predicted model, not a curated record
GCGAUCAAUAGACGCUGCCAAGCAGUGACUAGCUGCAGUUGGAGACCUCAUUGCUGCAGGGUUCAAGUAGAAUGUGGUUCUUAUAGCGUGGAAGAGGAGAAAGGGCAGCGAUCGGGGCUUUUACAACCCAGAUGCACAUCGCGCCCCGUGGAUCUCCUGGUGUGCUCUUAGUGGAUUCGCGCGAUCGGUGACAGUCCAGACCGGAGAUUUACACAGGUGCCUUGUUUUUGGAUUAGUGUUGUGUCUUUUUUUCCCUCUGAAAUCGAUAGCGACUUCUGGGGCUUGAAUGUGGAGAGAGGAUCUGCAUGUGUGGUCUUGGUGCAGAUGAGACGCACAGAAGCUGAGCUCUGAAGCCGGGAGAUCCGAACAUGCUGCCGGCCUGGAGGGGGCUCUGCACUGGGGCAGGAGCAGCCCUUUGCUGCCUCCUCGUCUGGAUCAUCUACUCGCACUUAGUCAAAGAAGGUCAGCUGGCUGUGGGUACAUGUGAAAUAGUUACCUUGGACAGAGAUAGCAGUCAACCACGGAGAACAAUAGCCAGACAAACAGCACGAUGUGCUUGUAGGAGAGGACAGAUUGCUGGUACGACAAGAGCCAAGCCAGCUUGUGUGGAUGUUCGAGUUGUAAAGAGCAAGCAGUGGUGUGAAAUGAUUCCAUGUUCAGAAGGAGAAAUCUGUGGUUUAUUAAUGAACAAGUCAGGCUGGACCUGCACGCAGCCAGGUGGUCGAAUAAAAACAAUAACGGUUUCCUGACACAUGUAUCAAAGGAGAGAUCCUUACCAAGGCAGCUUAUCCUGUGUGUGCCACUUACCUCAAAAAAUGAUUUCGCUGCUGUGAGUCCCCAUCUGUUGUCUGUCACUCUGUACGUUCAAGCUACACUGUGGGAUCAAUGUUUUCUCCAGCAUGGUACUAACCCUGACAUGUCCAGCUGUUAAAUGCACAAGCCUAGGAGAUGCAGAUGCUAGAGCCCCACAGGAACUGAGGCAACUUCUCCCUAUAUGGACCUAUUGCUGUUGAAUGACUAUUCCUCUCCAGUGAAAAUUGCAUUGCGAAUGGUCUGAUUAUUUUCACUUAUGAUCCCUUGAUAAACACUGAACUUUUUACGAGUCAAAUAGCAGGGAAAAUAAAACUCUCGUGGAGAAAAAAAACCCAAUAUAUCAACAUGAUGGGAAUUCAUCUGCCUUUUCCUUCAAGGCUUCAAACUAAAGACCAAAGAAUGAAAGAUCUGUGCAGCAGAUGAAGAAAAUGGGAUUGUUCAACGAUCCUUUUAUAACUACAAUUGCUUGCAGUUUUCUGUACAAGGUCUGCAGUGCUUUUAGAAGAAGAAGCUUUUCAAAUAAUGGGGACACAUCACACAGGUGUGGCUAACAGAACAUUCUUCAUGGAGAAGUUCCAGCUGGGAUUUGCAAUGGCUUAAUUACUCUGAAGAACUAAAGAGCACAUGCACAUAAACAACGAGGACGGAUUUACACUGGCAUAGAAGGACCUCUCAUGCUCUGAGGCACAAGCUCACGCAGUUUUGUAACAUCCUGCAGUUUUUGUGCUCUAUCUUAUCAUUUCAUACAAUUGCAGAGCAUUAGGCAAGCUCUUGUCCGUUUGUCCAUGCCUGUGAUCUACUAGACCUAUUGCAGAAUCUGAUUACCUGAACGCAUUUCAAAAACGGCAUUUUUUUUUUCAAUUUUGAAUGUGGCAUUCAAGACAAGUUUAUCAUUCAGUGUGUUUAGAGAAAAAAAAUCCUAAUUUGUAAACCUCUAACAGAUUUUGUAUGUUGUAUCUUUGUAGGAAACCUAUUUAACUGUGUCUGUGCUCAUCAUGUAAGGCCUGCAACGCCAUGAUGGAAAGCUGUGAUGUGGAUAGAGUACAUCUCAUGCUGCCAAAUAAAGCUGU